Cercospora beticola is the source of this 1435-nucleotide messenger RNA. RefSeq names its product nucleolar and coiled-body phosphoprotein 1 family protein. NCBI's taxonomy places the organism in Eukaryota, Fungi, Ascomycota, Dothideomycetes, Mycosphaerellales, Mycosphaerellaceae. The record is from RefSeq and is a predicted model, not a curated record. Gene Ontology annotation, cellular component: nucleolus; nucleoplasm.
AUCGUCUGCCCAUUUUUACCACCACUGCACGCAGACCGCCUUCGACAUGGCUAUGGAAAGUGUGAUUCCGGCCGCCUUCUGGCCGCACGAUAGCCCCGCGCCCCGUACGCACCAAGUGUUGAGCCAGAUUGCCGGCCUGUUGCAAGAUCUGGGAUACACCAAGACCGUGGCUUCACUCGAGAAGGAAGCGGUCAAGAAUGGUCUCGCCAAACCAAAUGCCACCGAAGGCAGUUCACAACUCUUGGCAUUGUACAGCCUAGAUGCUUCUACUGUCACGAAGCUGCCGAGCUCGGACAGUGAUAGCGACGCCGACAGCGAGAGCAGCGAUAGUGAAGAAGACUCGGAACGAGACGAGGCUGAAGGCCACUUGGUGGACGUGGAGGCAGAAGAGACAUCAGACGACGAGUCAGACGAAGCAAGCGAUUCGAGUAGCGACAGCUCAUCGGGCAGCGCAGUGAAGACAACGGGCACGAAGCGCAAGCGAGCUGUGACGCCGCCUUCGUCGGUUGAUUCGAGCUCCGAUACCUCCAUGAACAGUGAUAGCGACAGCAGCAGCAGUAGCGAUUCCGACAAUGAAGCCUCACGACCAUCGAAGAAAGCGAAGACGGAAGACGUGAAAGCCGGAGCCAGCGAUUCGGAUUCUUCAAGCUCCUCCAGCGGCGGCGAAAGCAGUGACUCUAGCUCCUCUUCCGACUCGGACUCUGACAGUGCUGCGAGUGACAGCAGUGACAGUGACUCCUCGAGCGACAGCAGCGACAGCGACUCCUCGAGCAGCAGCAGUAGUAGCAGCGACUCGAGCUCCUCCGACUCAGAUUCCUCCGCGCCAGCUCCCAAACCCAAAACGAAGAAGGAAAAGAAGGCUAAAGCCUCCACCCUUGCCGUACCCAAACCAGAAAUCAAGGACAACGGCUCCCAAUCCUCUUCCACACUCCAAGGCGACUCCCCCGCCCCAAAGCCCGAACAAGAAGACGAGCCUGAAAUGAGCGGAAUGCACCCAGACCGCCUCAAGCAAAGCAACUUCGCCCCAGCCACACGAAGAGAAUCCGCAGCCGCCUCCAAGAAAUCUCAAAUUCCCUUCUCCCGAAUCCCAGCAGACCAAAAAGUCGACCCACGAUUCAGCAAUAAAUACGUCUCGUACGACUACGCAGACAAGGCGUAUCAAGAUUUGGUGGUGACAAAAGGCAAAGGUUUUACGAAAGAGAAGAACAAGAAAAAGCGAGGUUCCUACCGAGGCGGCGCCAUCGACCUGGCACCUAAGGGAAUCAAGUUUGAAGACUGAAGAGGGAGAUCAUCAUGCUCGCAGAAUUGUACUGUCUGCCACGGCGUUGCAACAGGUAUAUACCUAGGAACUGAUUGUGGGACUGGAAGUUGUUUAUCGAGUUGACUAUGUAAUCGAGGAAAACUGGUUCAAUUCAACCUUUGCGUAGCACGGGCU